CACACAAAAAGCCUCCAUAUACGCCUUGACAACAGUGCAUAUAUAUGUAUCUUUGUAUCCAUCCACACAUACACAAUUAUUUAGCUGCUCUCAGAAGCAAAGCUAGUCCGUCAUGACGAGUGGAGCGAGAGAGAAUGACAAGAAGAAGAAGAAGAAAAUGAGUUCUCUAUGGCCAUUUUGCUCUGCUAAAUGCUUCCAAAAUCCAUCUUCUGAAGUUGCAGAGCCAGACAAGGCUGAUUCAGUCUCCCCUGUUGUAAAGAAGCAGCCUGGAGGAUGGAAAACCAUGCCUUUCAUUUUAGGGAAUGAGACGCUUGAGAGAUUGGCGACGAUUGGGCUGUUAGCAAACUUCAUGGUUUAUCUGAUGAGAGAAUUUCACAUGGAGCAGGUGGCGGCUUCAAAUGUUCUCAAUAUCUGGUCUGGUAUUACAAAUUUUGCACCUUUGCUCGGUGCUUUCAUCUCCGACGCCUACGUCGGAAAAUUUCCCACCAUUGCCGUCGCUUCUCUCGCUUCUUUUAUGGGAAUGGUGAUUGUGACCUUAACGGCGGGAAUACCAACCCUUCAUCCCCCUUCAUGCAAACCCACCGCCGGAAACUGCAUCGGGCCCAACCGCCUUCAACUGGGUGUCCUGCUGACAGGCCUCGGUUUCUUGACAAUUGGGUCCGCCGGGAUCAGACCAUGUAGCAUACCCUUUGGCGUUGACCAGUUUGACCAAACCACGGAGGAAGGAAUAAAGGGUGUCAAUAGCUUUUUCAAUUGGUACUACACCACAUUCACUAUCGUCCUUUUGAUUACACAGACACUGGUGGUUUACAUUCAGGACUCUGUUAGCUGGGUCUGGGGAUUCGGGAUUCCCACAGGGCUCAUGGUGGCUUCCAUCGUCAUGUUCGUCGUUGGGUAUAGAAUCUACGUUCAUGCUAUGCCGGAGGGCAGCAUAUUUUCCGGCAUUGCUCAGGUUUGUGUGGCUGCUUUCAAGAAACGCCGGCUUAAGCUUCCUUCAGAGCAGCAUGAUAACAAAAUUAACGGUGGAGGUCUCUUUUAUGAUCCUCCGUUGAAUGGAAGUACAGUGUUGUUCAAACUACCACUUACCAACCAAUUCAGGUUCUUGAACAAGGCGGCUAUGAUAGUUGAAGGCGAUGAGUUGAAGCCAGAUGGAUCACCAGCAAAUAAAUGGAGAUUGACCAGCAUCCAAAACGUUGAAGAAGUAAAAUGCCUGAUAAAAAUAAUUCCCAUAUGGGCUUCCGGCAUCAUCAGCUUCACAGCCAUGUCCCAGCAAGGAACAUUCAUAGUAUCACAAGCCAUGAACAUGGACCGUCACCUGGGCCACAACUUCCAAAUCCCACCAGGCUCCAUCAGCAUCAUCUCCAUGAUCACUGUAGGAAUCUGGCUCCCCUUCUACGACAGAUUCAUGGUGCCAGCCCUGCGCAAACUCACCAAACACGAAGGAGGAAUCACGCUUCUCCAAAGAAUUGGAAUUGGGAUCGUGUUUUCAGUUUUAGCCAUGGUGGUCGCCGGGUUGGUCGAGAAGGAAAGAAGGGCUGCAGCCAUUUCGCACCCUAAUUCCCCCAUGUCCGUCAUGUGGCUUGCUCCUCAGCUCAUCGUGCUGGGAUUAUGCGAGGCAUUUAGUGCACUUGGGCUGAUUGAGUUUUUCAACAGGCAGUUUCCUGAACACAUGAGGAGUAUUGCGAAUUCUCUUCUGUUUUGCUCCUUUGCCGGAUCUAGCUACCUCAGCACCUUGUUGGUCAACACUGUGCACGCAGUCACCGGAGGCCAUGGCCGGCCGGACUGGCUAGCCAACGAUAUUAAUUCCGGCAGAUUGGAUUACUUCUACUAUCUUGUAGCAGGGUUGGGGGUGUUGAACUUUAUCUACUUUCUCUAUGUUGCUCGACGUUAUCGGUAUAAGCUAAAGAAUUUACUAGUUGGAGAGACGCCAUUUUUAGACGUAGAUCUAAGUUCAUCCAAGCCAUGAAGUCAUCGUCACCAACUACGUCACUAGCUAAUUAAAUAAAGUACCAUGCGUGGCCUACGACAAACAUGUAAUUAAUAAUAUUUAGAAGAUAAAUAGAGUUAUUACUUAUAAUUA
Molecule: messenger RNA, 2080 nt
Organism: Carica papaya (papaya)
Lineage: Eukaryota; Viridiplantae; Streptophyta; Magnoliopsida; Brassicales; Caricaceae
Product: protein NRT1/ PTR FAMILY 2.13-like
Biological process (GO): transmembrane transport
Cellular component (GO): membrane
Molecular function (GO): transmembrane transporter activity
Source: RefSeq, a predicted model, not a curated record